Molecule: messenger RNA, 591 nt
Organism: Aureobasidium melanogenum CBS 110374
Lineage: Eukaryota; Fungi; Ascomycota; Dothideomycetes; Dothideales; Saccotheciaceae
Exons: 1
Coding region: 1-591 (196 amino acids)
Source: RefSeq, a predicted model, not a curated record
AUGUACCGCCACGCAAAUACCAACAUAAAUCCGCCGCAAGCAUCAGAUUUUGAUAACAAGUCCACAAAAUCGUCCGAAACCCGACGAAGACAGAUCCCCCUGGCUUUCACAAACACAGAGUGGGGCAAAGAGUAUGCCGCAAAUCCGAACUGGGAGCAUGAGAAUCUGGGAAAGUGCAAUCAGACAGUCCGCAAAGGGUCGCGAUUUCGAUCUGGAUCAGAUCCCAAGGUCAACAAAUCGACGUCGGCGUCAAUACCUUCGUACGAGAUGAAGUCCGCAAACCUUUCAAAAGAGUCAUCUCCAACGACCACCAUACCCUCGGCAGGUUCAAUACCCGUAGCAUCUUCCCAGGGAUACUCUGUCAUGGUAGCUUGGAAUUUCUUCCGUCGCACCUUCCCACCAAAUGUCUGUCCUACUUUCCCCGAUACUUCAGCCAAUGGUCAGAGAACAUCUGUUGAUCCACAACAUGAAGAGAACAUUGAGGUGGGUUCGUGGCUGGAAGUGUUGAUGAGAUGGGACGACUUUGAGCAGUGGCAAUUGAAGAUGUUGGAGCGUUCGUGGUGUUCGCCUGCCACAUCUGAAGAACUAUAG